Messenger RNA from Triplophysa rosa, 866 nucleotides. RefSeq names its product neuritin 1b (gene nrn1b). Lineage: Eukaryota; Metazoa; Chordata; Actinopteri; Cypriniformes; Nemacheilidae. Gene Ontology annotation, biological process: neuron projection extension; nervous system development. Gene Ontology annotation, cellular component: plasma membrane. Bases 452 to 844 code for a protein of 130 amino acids. The record is from RefSeq and is a predicted model, not a curated record. The transcript is spliced from 2 exons.
AGGGGUAGUGUGAAUGUAACUACAUUUCUCAACAAUACACUUUAUGACAGGCAGCUGUGGAGAAGUCGGCAGUCAUUUUAUUCCUUUAGAAUGCAGAAUUUUUCUUAUGAGUGGUAAGCAAUUCCGAACCGCAUCCUCCUUGUUAAUCGUAGGCUAUAGGAUGAAUUCGUCAGAUAAAUACAACUCGGUACUCUUCACGUUGGAAUUAGGUGAGUCAAUCAUGGUUCUUGAUCAUUUGUAAGUUAUAAAUAAUUGUUCGCUCGUGUUUUAAUGAUUCAUAUGCUGAUACGACAUUCUUUUUAAUUAUUUAAAUAAACCAUCUGUACGUUUAUGACUAUAUGUGAUAAAAUAUAUGAGUUAACCCAAUAAAGGAUUUUUGUUCUUUAUUUUAGGAAUGAUUUAAAAUUGAGGAUGUUUAAGCUGUUAGACAAAAUUCAGUUUAUAGGCUAUUAUGUGCGUUCAUAUAUUUUGCUGCUUUUCAGUUACUUUGGUACAGGCCGUAUGUGCUGCAGGGACAUGUGAUUCUGUAUUUAAAGGUUUCUCUGACUGUCUGCUCAGUCUUGGAGAAAACAUGGUGAACUAUCCCCAAGAGCUGAACCACAGUGAAAACCUACAGACCAUCUGUUCAUAUUGGGAUGAUUUCCACUCAUGUGCCUCCACUGCAAUUGCUGAUUGUCAAGACGGAGCAACAGACCUUUGGGAAAAACUUAAACUGCAGUCUUGGAGUUUAAACUACCAAGGAAGUUUGUUUGAAUUAUGCUCAAUGAAUAAUGGAGCAUCCAGAGUUUUAUUUUCAAUGGAACUGAAGAUAUUGCUGAUGUGUUUCACCACACUAGUAGCAUGACUGGCUUUUGAGUAAAAAAAAA